UCUGUGUGGUAACACAGUGAACACAAAACGUCAGAUUUAAUAUAAAAAUAUUUACAUUUACCUAAAUCAAAACAUUUCAUGAUUUACUAUUAUUAUAAUUUCAAUUAUUAUAAUUUCAAUCAAUUUCAAUGGAUUCAUUAGGUCGUAACUUUAAUCUCCAAAGGAAUGGCUAAUAAAAAGCUUAUACUAUUUGUGACUGAAACCUUACCCGAUAGCAGUAACGAUAGUGAUUCUAGUAGCUGGAGCGAUACAUGCGGCAUUGGAUCCGAGUUUUCGGAAGAUGACGAUGAAGAAGAUAGAUUAUUUUUUCCACUUAUGCAAUAUUUAGUAAGAUUAAGAAGAAAUCGCGUUGAUGACUACUUGCAUAUAGUAGAUUCGUGGACAGAUACUGAAUUUAAAAAUCGUUUGAGGAUAUCGCGAAAAACAGCUUAUCGUCUUAUUGAUGAAUUGGAAAAAUCAGGAUUUAUAGCAUCACAUAAAUUUGGACUUAAACCCUUGGAACCGAAACUAUGUUUUUAUAUAUUUUUGUCUUUUAUAGCCAACACAGAGCCCCUUACACCUAUAGCAUCAAGAUUUGAUAUCUCAAUAUCUUCAACAUUUCGCGUAAUAAGAAGGGUAGUAGCAUGGGUUUUAACAAAAUUAAAUGAGGCUAUAAAAUGGCCACAAGACUUUGAUGAUGUCAGAACAAUAUGUGAUAAUUUUCAAAGCAAAACGGGUAUAUCUAAUAUGUUGGGAGUUAUUGAUUGUACCCAUGUAAGAAUUGAGAAACCAAAAAAUGCAAGAGAGUAUUGUAAUCCAAAAGGAUAUUUUUCAAUUAUUUUGCAAGUUACAAUAGAUGCUAAUUUAUGCUUUACAAAUAUUUACUGUGGAGAACCAGGGUCAUCGAACUGUGCAAGAGUUUUGAAGAAGUCCCCUUUGUAUCAUACAGCAACUCAGAAUAAAAAUGCUCUUUUUCCUCAUAAUACAUUUCUAGUUGGACAUUCUGGAUACCCAUCUUUGCCAUGGUUGGUACCUCCCUUUAGAGAAAACAAAAGAUUAACUAUGGAGCAAAGGGAGUUUAAUUCACUCCAUGCAGCUACUAGGAAAUUGAGUGAUAAGGCUUUCACUAUCUUAAAAAAUAGAUUUAGAAGAGUAAAACUAUUUACAGUGUAUAGAAAUAUAGCCUUCAUCACAGAUACAAUUGUAGCUGCCUGUAUAUUACAUAAUUAUUGCCUUAAAGAGAAUGAUCACUUGGAAGAUAAUUAAGAAAGCACAAACAAAACUGAUAUAGAAAAUUAAUGAAAACAACUUAAUAGUAAGACUUAAACCUAUAUUUGGCCCAGCCAAUAUAAACUUUGCAUUAUAUUUAGCUCUGUACAUUAAUAAUUCAUAUUGCUCAUACAAAUUUGUAUUUUAUUUAAAUAAAUUAUUGGUCUGCCAA
Messenger RNA from Nymphalis io (European peacock), 1420 nucleotides. RefSeq lists its product as uncharacterized. Bases 166 to 1245 code for a protein of 359 amino acids. The transcript is spliced from 2 exons. NCBI's taxonomy places the organism in Eukaryota, Metazoa, Arthropoda, Insecta, Lepidoptera, Nymphalidae. The record is from RefSeq and is a predicted model, not a curated record.